Messenger RNA from Acanthopagrus latus (yellowfin seabream), 6372 nucleotides. It is a transcript of the gene spag9a, whose product is annotated as sperm associated antigen 9a. The record is from RefSeq and is a predicted model, not a curated record. NCBI's taxonomy places the organism in Eukaryota, Metazoa, Chordata, Actinopteri, Spariformes, Sparidae. Gene Ontology annotation, molecular function: signaling receptor complex adaptor activity; MAP kinase scaffold activity; JUN kinase binding. Gene Ontology annotation, cellular component: cytoplasm. Gene Ontology annotation, biological process: vesicle-mediated transport. Bases 214 to 4101 code for a protein of 1295 amino acids. The transcript has 32 exons.
AGCAUGGGACAAGCGAGGGGAAACAGAGGAAGAAAUCCACGUAGCCGAUCCUGCAUCGUAACGGUCCGGCCGCGUAAUGUCCUCAAUGUGUACGUUUAUUUGACGAAACGCCGCUGCCAGUCAAGCUCAUAACGGUGUUCAUAGUGGCGGGCUAACGCGGAGUAACCCCACAUUUGGUCCUGUUUGCUGGAAAGGGAGAGGGGGCUGAAAAAAAUGGAGCUGGAAGACGGGGUUGUGUACCAGGACGACCCGGGGACAUCAGCGAUGAUGUCGGAGCGGGUGUCGGGCCUGGCCAACUCCAUCUACCGUGAGUUCGAGCGGCUCAUCGGCAAGUACGACGAGGACGUGGUGAAGGAGCUGAUGCCGCUGGUCGUGGCCGUGCUGGAGAACCUGGACUCGGUGUUCGCGGAGAACCAGGAGCACGAAGUGGAGCUGGAGCUGCUGAAGGAGGACAACGAGCAGCUCAUCACCCAGUACGAGCGGGAGAAGGCGCUGAGGAAACACGCAGAGGAGAAGUUCAUUGAGUUUGAGGACACUCACGAACAGGACAAGAAGGACCUGCAGAACCACGUGGACAGAAUGGAGUCCCACUCCCGGCAGCUGGAACUCAAGAUCAAGAACUACGUAGACCAGAUCGGCAGGCUAGAAGAACGUGAACUAGAGCUCAAGAAGGAAUACAACUCCCUCCAUCAGCGACACACGGAGAUGAUCCAUAAUUAUAUGGAGCACGUGGAGAGGAUCAAAAUGCAGCAGAUUAGCGAGACCUCAGAGUCGAGCGCGGUCAGUCGAGUCAGGAGAGAGAGACCUCUUUCUUUGGGGAUCUUUCCACCAUCUGCUGGGGUGUCUCUGCUGACACCAGACCCACAGGUCAGGGCAGAGACACUGGGACCAGAGGCCUGGAGGUUCACUGACCCAGCACAACCACGGUCAAACACUAGCCUCAAGCAGUUGGACUUUGUCGACCCCCCGAAGGAAAGGGAGGGUAAGAGUGCGCAGGACUCUACUUGGGGGAAUUCACUGGCAGACGACUGCAAGGAUGAGUUGUCCGACUUCACCGGCUCCAAGUCGGCCACACCGAUGUCCACCACAGCUUCAGACAUGGACAGGGACGAUGGGAACAGUAAGAGCAUGGAGGUGCAGGCUGUACCCGGGACUAGAUCCAUAUCAGUGGAGAGCUCAGAUGUGCAGAACAUUAUCGAGUCCACCCCUGAGCUUGACAUGGAACUCAUGGGCUACAGGCCAUGCAGUACACCCACUAAAGGCAUCGAGAACAUGGCAUUCGACCGCAACACAGAGUCCCUGUUUGAAGAGCUGUCGUCCGCAGGCACUGGGCUCAUAGGGGAUGUGGAUGAGGGGGCCGACCUACUGGUGGAGUACUCCGACCUUAGUUUGAUUGGAAUGGGCCGGGAAGUUGAAAAUCUCAUUCAAGAGAAUUCACAACUGCUCGAGACAAAGAAUGCUCUGAACGUGGUGAACAAAGACUUGAUACUGAAGCUGGACGAGUUGACGUGUGAGAAGGAGAUGCUACAGGGAGAGCUGGAGGCUGUGCUGCAGGCCAGGACCAAGCUGGAAGACAAGAACAAAGAGCUGGAGGAGGAACUUAAAAAAGUGCGACUGGAGGUGGAGGACGUGAAACAGAAAUCUAAAGAUGAAGAAGACAGUGAUGUGCCCACAGCCCAGAGGAAGCGCUUCACCAGGGUGGAGAUGGCCCGAGUGCUGAUGGAAAGGAACCAGUACAAAGAGAGGCUGAUGGAGCUGCAGGAAGCUGUGCGGUGGACAGAGAUGAUCAGGGCCUCAAGAGAAAAUCCAACACUCACAGAAAAGAAGAAAUCCAGCAUCUGGCAGUUCUUCAGCAGACUGUUUAGCUCCUCCUCCAGCUCCCCCGUCAUAAAGAAGGUGGACUCCCAGUCCAACAUGAAGUACAACGCCCCCGGCAGCCUGGUGAAGAGGAGUAGCACCUUCUCCCAGUUCCCCACUGAGAAGUCCAAGACUUUUGACUUCUUGAAUGAAGAUAUGGACCAGUGCAGUUCACCAUCGCGUAAAGAGCAGAAGAGAGCCCAGUACAGACAGGUGAAGGCCCACAUGCAGAAGGAGGAUGGACGAGUCACUGCACACGGCUGGAGCCUGCCCAGUAAAUACAAGGUUACAAAUGGUGGACAGGUGGAGAACAAAAUUAACCUACCUGUACCAGUAUACCUGAGACCUCUGGACCAGAAAGAUGCUUCUAUGAAGCUGUGGUGUGCUGCAGGGGUCAACCUGUCUGGGGGAAGGGCCGCACUCACGUCAGAGCUCGCUAAGCAGACAAAGGGUUCUCAGAGUAGCCUGGACCAGUUGGAGCAAGAGAGUAAGGAUGUGGAAAAAGGGGACCAGGAGAAGGAAUUGGUCGCUCAGGACGAGAUUUCCAGCAGGGUGUGGGUGUGCACUAGCACCCACUCCUCCACCAAGGUUAUGGUGCUGGACGCCAGUCAGCCCUCUGACCUGCUCGACAGCUUCUACGCCUGCAACACCCACGUGGUCUGCAUUGCCAGUGUGCCAGGUGUGUUGGAGACCGAUUUUCCCGCAGGUGAGGAGGUACCACAAGAUCUGGAGGCCAGCCAAGGUGACGGGGUGUCGCUGGCAGGCAGCGUGGCCAGUGUGGGCUCCACAGGCAGCGAUGGUGCCAUGGCAGCAGAGGGCACCACCGCCAUCCCCCAGACAGCCAGCGCAGGUUGCACUGACCAGCCAGCUGAGCACAGCGGUAUCUCUGGCUCAGUUGAGCUGUCCAGAGAGACCAGUCCAUUAGAAGACGGUGUUCCUACGGCGGAAGAGGCAACAGAAGCUACGGAGGCUAAUGCUGGUGUAGGCGAAGAUGGGCAAGAGGACCAGGGGGCGGAUUCAAACCAGCCGGGGAUCUACACAGAGCAUGUGUUCACCGACCCACUGGGGGUGGGACCUACCGAUUCUCCCUCUGACACGCAGAGGGGCUCCGGGCAGGACGGUGUGACAUCCUUGGCAGAAGACUCAGACCUGUCAGAGGGGGAAGUCCUGAGGAUGAGCAGCGCCCUCCCCACCAUGUGGCUGGGCGCUCAGAACGGAUGUCUGUACGUCCACUCGUCUGUGGCUCGGUGGAGGAAGUGUCUCCAUGCCAUCAAGCUGAAAGACUCCAUCCUCAGCAUAGUGCAUGUCAAAGGGAGAGUCCUUGUAGCUCUGGCUGAUGGGACAUUAGCAAUUUUCCAUAGAGGCAUUGCAGACGGUCAGUGGGAUUUAACUAACUACCACUUGUUGGAUCUGGGCCGGCCCCACCACUCCAUCCGCUGUAUGACAGUAGUCCAUGAUAAGGUGUGGUGCGGCUACAGGAACAAGAUCUACGUCAUCCAGCCGAAGGCCAUGAGGAUAGAGAAGUCAUUUGAUGCUCACCCUCGCAAGGAGAGUCAGGUGCGGCAGCUGGCCUGGGUUGGAGACGGUAUCUGGGUGUCCAUCCGACUAGAUUCCACUCUACGCUUGUUUCACGCACACACCUACCAGCACCUCCAGGACGUGGACAUCGAGCCCUACGUCAGCAAGAUGCUGGGUACGGGUAAACUGGGCUUCUCGUUUGUGAGAAUCACAGCUCUGAUGAUUUCCUGCAGCCGCCUGUGGGUGGGGACAGGAAACGGCGUCAUCAUCUCCAUCCCACUGUCUGAAGCAGCCAACAAGACGACGGGAAUAGUGCCAAAUCGGCCCGGCAGCGCCGUCCGGGUUUACGGUGAUGAAAGUUCAGACGGUGCCAUGUCGGGCAGCUUCGUGCCGUACUGCUCCAUGGCCCACGCCCAGCUGUGUUUCCAUGGACAUCGAGACGCUGUCAAGUUUUUUGCCACCGUGCCAGGUCAGGCGAUGCCCCCUCCAGGCACUGUAGAUUCAGGCUCCGAUGACCCUCCGUCUGAAUCCUCUGACACAGUGACCUCAGAGCCCAAAACGUACCUGGUCAUGAGUGGAGGGGAAGGCUACAUUGACUUCAGAAUGGGUGAUGAAAGUGGCGAGUUGGACGGUUUAUCAGAGCCAACAGCCAGCCAGCCAUCAGCGCCGACCAAGGCUGAGCAGAGCCACCUCAUCGUCUGGCAGGUCACGACCUCUCACGAUUGAGACAAAUAAAAUCACGGACUGUUGUGUCGACGCCAGGGCCGUCCGGCAACCCCCGCAUGCCCCUCUCGAAUUUUUAAUUUGAUAUUACUGAUCGUUCUUAAUGCCUGAGUAGUCGACUACUUUGUAAAAAAAAAACAAAAAAAACAAUUAUUUUUAGUCCAUGUUUUGUACAGUUUAUUCUCUAUGAAUUUGAAAACAGAUGAGGUCUAUGUUAACUUAAAGAAUCCGUCCAAGGUCCGGGUGUUCCCUUCUGUCCGGGCUGCAUGAUGGAAAAGCCGGCACACACAGGAAGUAGACGACUAAAGUCUGAUCAGGUAACGUGUGGACGCCGUUUGUCUGUUUAAAAAAAGGGGGGGGGGUUCAAUGUGAAGGAUGAAAGGGGAAAAAAGUGCUCGAAGCAUUUUGAAAGAAAAAGGGAGCAGGAAGUUUUAAGUUGGACUGAAGUAUAUUUUAUAUAUACACAUUUGUAAACCACAUAUCUGUACAUGUGUGAGCAUCAGGCGUGUGUAGGCAUUCACUGUGUUGAGCGUUUUGUAUUUUUCCUUUACCAUUAGGGCCAGAUAACGAAACAUGAAACCUGCAAUCCAAAAUGUAUAGGAAACCUCAAAAAGGUUUAAUUGUUUGAAUGUGUUUUUUUCCUGAAGCUGAUUACUCCACUGUUGUGUCUGAUUAAUAGAAAAAAAACAGCUUGCACGCACCGGUGGUAAAUUAUUAAAUGUGCUUUAACGCAGCAGAAAAAGCUUUUAGGAUGAAAACGUUGCUCGAAGAAAAAAGGUCUUACUAACACUGAAUGACACCGAGCCCCGUCCAACACGUUUAUAUUUUGUGAUAUGAAUAAUCUCUUAGCGGUUUGGGUACUUUAAGGUUUCCUGUGACUAGAAGAACCAGUUUACUAUCCAGUACUGUAGGUUAGCGUUGGCCUGCAUGGGGGGAAAUCCCGUAUCCUCGUCCAUGUGUGUGUAACCACUCAGACGUUUCACAGCUUAAACCCCCGUGCCCACCCCCCAGACGUGGCACUUCCUGUCUGCUUCAGCUCAUUGGCACUUUAAAAAUGUAACACGCAAGUUGCUAAAAAGGGUCGGAAAGAACACCCACGGUAACGUACAGCUAGUUGUGUGCUAGUUGUGUGAAGGGAAUGAAAAUGUAAAAAAAAACAAAAAAAAACAACCCAGUAACCAAAGGACGAAAGAAGAAGAAGGAGCACCGUGAAACUAUGUUUUUAAACAUCUUGUGAGUCUUAUAAUUUGAGGGUAUACGUGUGCGUUUUUCAGGAUGACGUCUUACUGGGAAAUAAGUUGGAUAAGGGAAUCUGACAACAUUUUUGUGUGGCAUCGUCUCCACUAAAGAGAAUCUCUCCUGAUUGCUUCAUCAUUCCUUGUUUGGUUGUUACGAAUACAUUCUAGAUUAAUAAGAUCUAAAAGGCGAUUAUUGUCAGUAUUUUUUUGUUAUUUUGGCCUUUGUGCUUGUUUUUUUUUACAUAUAUUCAAGUGUGAGACACUUUUGUUAAGUACUGACUGUUCGGAUGAUGACUAUAACUUAAUAGCAGAAUCUGAAUUUUAGGCAGGUUGUUUUAAUUUGUUUUUAUAUUGAGAAAAUUAAGGCCAAGAUUGGUCUUCAGUCCAUUUCAAAAACUAGUAACUUUAUAUUGUGUUUUUGCCAUUCCAGUAUUUAUUUCCGCCGUUAUCGAGCCGAUCUCGGUUCAGAAUGUAACUUUCUACAUGAGCAAACUAUAACGGGAGGCUACUGUAGUCCAAUGAGUUUACGUGAUUGUUAAUAAUGGUUCAAUAAAAGACAUUAAUGUGAUCAUGUUGGAAGUUUUUGACAAACCGUGUGAUCAAAGUGUGCAAACAAUAAUGUGGUGGAUUUUGGACGACGACACAUUCAUGUACUAAGCUAUGCAUGUUUUUUUUAAGAGAACACUGCUAUGUUUCCAGCUGAAUCUCUGUUUAUUGCCACCGUUUUGGGUGGGGUGGAUGUCUGUGUAAACGUGCGUCUGUGUGUACAGUACAUGUGUACGUGUGGGGGGGUUUGAGCGCAAGACACAUUUGUCGAUGUUUGUUUGGUUUUUUUGCAAACGUGCGGUGUAUGUGUGCCCACCGUGUGUCCAUCUGUAAUACCCCCAGAGAUCGGCCACAUUUACCCAUUGUUACCGGGUGUGUCUGGACGCCGUGACGGCGCUCCCUUCCUGGUUCAAUGUUUGCUAAAACAGCAUCAUAGCCUUAUUUUUAACAAUCUAUUAAACUCAGUUUCAUGGAGAAGCUUCUGUCAUCA